Aspergillus terreus NIH2624 is the source of this 477-nucleotide messenger RNA. RefSeq lists its product as uncharacterized. The record is from RefSeq and is a predicted model, not a curated record. The transcript is spliced from 6 exons. Bases 1 to 477 code for a protein of 158 amino acids. NCBI's taxonomy places the organism in Eukaryota, Fungi, Ascomycota, Eurotiomycetes, Eurotiales, Aspergillaceae.
AUGGUGCUGUCUCUCUCACUCAGCCUUCCUAUUCGCUGUAUCCUUCAGGAGUUUGCGAUUAAUCGUGAUAUAAUCACGUCAAAUGGAUGUUCUAAAAGCGAUUCGGGGAAUCCAGAACUGGGAAAUGAAACUUUCUGGACAGAAAUAAUUUUCCCCCUCAAGAUCUCUACGCCUAUCCAGAGCCUAAUGGAUAUUAAUACGUUCCCUAAUCCAGCAGAGGAAGCCGUCCAGGAUAUUCCUAAUGAUACGGAUAGCCAGGUUCUAGCUCAAUAUACGUAUCCUUCAUAUCACGAGAACCUCGAUAUCACGAGAUCUGGUCUGUCCGGAAUAUCCCACUAUAACGAGGUUCUGAACUCGUUAGAAGAUAAUGUAAUGAUACCCAAGGGUCUUCAGAUGGAUAUUUUCGGACAAUCCUCGCUGAGACUCGUACAUGAUGGCUGGUUCAAUCCACGGACCAUGGUGGUAUCUGAAGACUAA